UGUCGAGCAAUCUCGAGGUGGUAUGAUCGUCAUUCGGGAAAUCCCUCGUCGCUCGUUUGGCCGAACCUCUGAUUCACGAAGCGACCAGCGUCGUAAUUACCAGGGUAAACACCGAUCCUCCAACCGCGUGACCGCUCACGAUUGCUCGGGAACGACCGCUCGUCGUCCUGCCUUAUCGCGUGUCAUCGAUUACGGCACGCCGAUAUGCGCGUGUAUGUUACGCGAGUGGCGUAAGCGGCUCCGGACGAGCGGCAACGAGCGAUGAACGGAGCACGAAGACGCAACGGGCGAGCGAGAAAAAUUAGGAAUUCACCGGCGACUAUCACUGGGCCUUAUCUAGGAGGAGCGAUAGGCGUUUCCCGGCGACUCCCGGCCGUGUUCAAUCGAUCCUCGUGUUUCAGUCGACUCUGCCGCAAUUAGACGCCGCGCCGAUGCACCGACGACCGCAGUAGCCGACGUAUCCUCGGGGAGGUAAACAAAGAGGGGAAAAACCGCGGUGGUGUCGCAUUUACGUUCACGUGUAAGAUCUCGGGAAGAUCUCUUCGCUGAUUGCUCGUCAGGAUGUCGGAGAACACGCGCAAUAAGGAGAAGUGGCAGCUACUGCAGAGCCUACGAUCCACCGUGGAAGGCCUGAUGAUAGACGGGGUGUCCAACGUCUGGAAUGUUUACGGCGGUCUGAACCGGCUGCACAAUGUGAUAGAGCAGAUAUUCAAGCACGGCUGUCGGAUUUACGAUCCCAAUGGCGAACCGGACUGUUGGAUAUUUAUUCAAGGGCUGAACUGGCUCCAACCUUCCUUAGCGACAUCACCGGUGCUGUCGGAGAACGAGGAUUAUUUGUGCAAUCUGCCAGCUAGGAUAACAUCCAAGAAGGACAUGUUGUGGCUGUAUAAAAGUUUAGAAGGCCAUUCCCUAUCGCACAAAUUAUCGUGGCUGUUAUCUGAUAAAGAACAUCUACUCUCCUGCCUCGAGCCAUGGGCGUUCCUUUGUCAGGAAAAUCUAGCGGAGGCGACGCUCUUGUGCCUAAGGGCAGUCGAGAGGAAUCAACCGGUGCUGCUCGCGGAAAUCGACCCCUGCUUGUUCGUGCCGACGUGGAUAUCCCCGAGAGCGAGUCCCAGGCGGCAUCGUCGCUCCUCCUCGUAUCCGGUGAAUUUCUCCAGCGUCAGUCACGGUGUCGCCCGAGAGAAGAGCGUGUACAGCAGGUGUCACUUGGAUCAGCUGAGCGUCUCUGCGCAGGCCGUGUCGCGCGACACGGUGAACACCGAGAGCGAGGAGACGUCGAAACCGGCGCAAGUCAUCGAGCCAAGCGACGUAUCCAACAACAGCGACGUAUCCCUGAAGACGUGGAACAGUCUGCCCGCUUUGGUCAAGAGCCACGGCAAGGUCGCCGCGGAGUGUUCGGUCGCGACCUCGCCGACCAUCCACGAAAACGUCAACAACAACAACAACAACAGUAACCAUCCGCGCGCCUUCGAAUUAGCGGAGAUCAUCGACAUCAUCUACUCGGAAUCGAAGCAGCCCGAUGAGCCGGAUGCGCUCGAGACGAAGCCGAAGACGGCCGUCAGACGCGAGCGGAAGACGAGGAAUCGAAGGACGAAGAGCCGGCCGGGCCAGAGCAAGCGAGCGUCUUACAGCGUGUGCCCCGAAGCCUCCUCGAGCGUGCACGAGGAAGCUGGGAACGUCGAGGAGACGCGGCCGGUCGCGACGACCGAGUCGGUGGAGAUGAGGUACCUGGAGCAGUGGACGGCGCGGAGGAAGACGUCGUUCCUGGUGGGCUCGGCGCCCGAGUUCACGGGCUCGUGGAGCUUGGAGGUGGAGGGUCAGAAGGACAUCCGUACGCCGCGGAAGAGCUUCAUGGAGGACGGUGGCAGUAGCGUGCAGCCGAUGGCGACCGGCUACUUCCCGCGGCCGGUCGAGGGUCAGAGUCUCACCAGCUUCCUGACCUCCGCCCAGUUCUCCCGAGCCCACGACGCCGAGCUCGACCGCGAGAACGCGCACUUCAGCAUCUGCGAGGCGAUGAUCGCCGCCAUCGAGCAGGUGAAGUGCAACCGUUGGCAGCGUCGGCUGCUGGACGACGCGGUGGACGACGAGAGCGACGAGGAGAUCAACCGGCUGAAGCAGCGGAUACGGUUAAGACGUUGGCAACGGCAGGAGGAGAAGUGCCGGGGCAGAGGGUGGAGCCGCGACCUGCUGAGCGACGGCAGGACGGACACGACCACGACCACCGAUCAAAGCGUCAGCCCGUUGUCCACGUCCCCGGGGAGCUCGUCGGACUGCGUGUCGACGGACUCCUCGGACGAGCGGGGCACGCCGAGGAACAGCGGCACGCCCGCCUCGAGCGUCGAUCUCUUCUCCGACGCGGAGUCGCGCGCGGCGAGGCACUCCGCGGACUCGACCUUGAACGAGAGCAGCGUGUCCGCCGAGGGAGUGGCGCUUUCUCUCAUAAGUCGUUUCAGCGAGAAACAGCUGCCCCGGGCCAGCGAGCUUCAGUGGCUGGUGUCGGAGAAGGACGCUCCUCAGCGCCUGCUGCCGAUGCCGAAGAGCUGGCCGGUCAGCCCCGACGAGACCGAGAUCGAAGAUGCGACGACGGUUUCGCUGAGGGGCACCGCCGAGUGGGCGCCGCCGCGACCGCAGAUUAUUUUCACACCUCACGCGCCACCGGUGAGACGAAUGCUGAUAGCGAAACAGAAUUACAGAUGCGCGGGUUGCGGUAUGAAGGUGGCGGUAAAAUAUGCCAAUCGCUUCCGGUAUUGCGAGUACCUGGGCCGGUACUUCUGUACGGGCUGCCACACGAAUCAGGUGGCGUUUGUACCGGGGAGAAUCCUGUCGAAAUGGGACUUCAAUAGGUACCCCGUGUCGAACUUCUCGUACAGAUUACUGGAUCAGAUGAUGUCGGAUCCGUUGUUCCACGUGAACGACCUGAACCCGCUGCUGUACAGACGCGUCAAACAGUUGGAGAAAACGAGGGUUGUGCGUACGCAGUUGUUCUUCCUGAAGGACUUCUUAUUCACCUGUCGAUUCUCGAUCAGCCUUCAGGACGUGCUGAAGAAGGAGCCGAAUUAUAUCAUCAACGAUCCUCACGUGUACUCGAUUCAAGAUCUGAUACACGUGAAAUUCGGAGUAUUGUUCGUCAGGUUGCAAGAACUCGUCGAAGUUUGCUGGGCGCACAUCGCGGGCUGCGAGUUGUGCCAAGCCAGAGGAUUCGUGUGCGAGCUGUGCUGCUCCAAGGAAGUCAUAUUCCCGUGGGACCUGUCGCGGGUGGUCCGAUGUGCAAAGUGCGGCGCCUGCUUCCACGUGGAUUGCAAACGCGGCGGCGGCAAGCCCGAGUGUCCACGGUGCGAGAGGCUGCGCGCCAGGCGAGUCGCCAGGGAGGAGAAGCCCUGACGAACGACGAAGGCGUUCCUCGUCACGCCGUACAGGGUAGAAUACGCGUACUGAUCAUCGUGGCCGAUGAUUUCGAAGGCCGGGAUUUACCUCACAAGACUGCAACUCGAAAUAACGCGAGUCCCACCGACGGUAAAGGCGCACGUAUACGCGCGUUGUGAGCAUUGUGAUACGCGUAUGUUGGAUUUUUUCCCGGCAAAUCUCAGACGUCACAUGCGACGAGGUUGCACGGAUUUUCCUGUCCUCGGGGAGAACCGGUCUGUGAAAACAUGCGUUUUAGGAGAUAAGCCGGAUAAUUUAUCGAGACGAAUGAAGCUCAUUUUACGCGAGCAAUAGAGAAAGGUACAAUAUAUUGCAUCUCACUGUAACACUGUUACAGAGAAAGUAAUUUAAUCACGUAAAGCGUAUGAUGUAAAAUAAACCCGUAAGAUGAAUUCACCAAGUAGCCUGUUAACCAAAUCCGCGUGUGCAUAGCAGUUACCCCUUUUUGAUAUAGACUAAAGAGAUAUUUAAAAAAUAUAUUUAUAUGAAGAUAUUUAUUUGAGCGUAACGAGAGUGUGUACAUACUGAGCGAAAAGUAUUAUUUCUCUGUAAUUUGCAAAUGGCAAUAAUAAGAUGGUCGCAUUAGUGGUAGAGUAAUUUUUCAACGUUCGAAUACCAUUGACGAGUACAAAUAGCGUAAAAGUCUCUCUCACCGUCGUUGUAUUAUAUAAAAAUUUAAUAUAACAAUUCUGUUAAUAUAUUGCAUGUACCUGGUUUUUAUCGGCACUUAGCGCGUGUCGAGUGACGCCAAUUAGUCAUCAAAGAUCGGCACUACGGCAUCGAUUUCAUUCAUUUAAUAGCUAGCUAUGUGUAAGAAGUCAAAUAUAUACGGCCAAUAUAGAGUCAAUUGAACAAACCGAAGAAA
Dinoponera quadriceps is the source of this 4288-nucleotide messenger RNA. RefSeq names its product run domain Beclin-1 interacting and cysteine-rich containing protein (gene Rubicon). Gene Ontology annotation, cellular component: intracellular membrane-bounded organelle. The record is from RefSeq and is a predicted model, not a curated record. Lineage: Eukaryota; Metazoa; Arthropoda; Insecta; Hymenoptera; Formicidae. The coding region runs from base 562 to 3381 and encodes 939 amino acids. The transcript has 9 exons. Gene Ontology annotation, molecular function: phosphatidylinositol phosphate binding.